AUGCGGCGUGUGUAUCGCUCGAAGUCUAUCGCCUCUCUUAUUUUUUUCUCUCUCUCUUUCUCUCUCUGUCUCGUCUUUGGGGAAAAUUUUGAGAAUCCUCGUGUUUUCGCGCGUGAUUUGUUGUUCUUGGCUCGUCAUGUACCACCGCGAAGAAUUCCACGAGACGACGCCAGAUCUAGAACGUAAUUACAAAUACAAAUACAUUACAGGAAUCGUGAAAUAUUGGGAAAAAUAAUUAGAAAUUUAGAGCCAUAGGUAAUUUCAUCACUUUCUCGCAUCUAAUUCCAUCGAUUUUUGAAUAUUAAACCUAUAUUAUUUAUUACCUACAGACGUGUAUAAAAUAUGUAGAGUGUCAACGACCGAUUAUGUGAAUCGCGCGUGUAACAUGUGCGCAUUUAAUUAACGAUCUAUCUCUUAAUAUUUUUUUUUUUUUUUGUCGUUAACAAUACGUUCUAAUAUAUAAAAGUUAGAAAGAGGAAUUAAUUUGCGCAUCACAUUCUGUAUAAUUAAAAACAGUAAUCCCCUGUUACGUUUUUCUUAAAAUAUCAAAAUACUUGCACGUUGUUGCUUCUUUUCUAUAGUCAUUUUUUACCAACUUAAUGCACAUUUUCCCCAACAAUAAUUUAUACUUUUCUUUUUCUACACACAAAAAGAGUAAAAUAUGUAUAAAUAGGGGGGAUACAUCUGACUGUAUGAACAAGAAUAGCUUGAUAAGCUUCAGCAAAAAUAUGUCAUUAUUUAUACAGUAUCGGUGAUUUCAUGCUUGCAGUACAUUAGUGUUAUUAAUGUCACCAAAAAUAUCAAUCCAGCAUAGAAUAUUUUCCUUGCCAUAAAUCAACUGUCAGUAGACAUUGAAAGAUAUCAAUUUCUUUCCACCCCUCCCCCCUUUUUUACGUAACGUGAGAACGAAUAUGAUUCGCAAACAUAUAUAUAUUGUUGCUUAACAGAAGAAACUAAAUAAAAAGAAAGUGAAUUUUCAUGAAAACAGUUGAUUUAAAAUUAGUACAUAUCUAGCAAAAGCAGAGCUUUAACUGCCUACUAAUUCAUUAUCUACGCCGAUUUAUCAGGAAGAUUGGAAACGAGCCAUAUAAGUCAGCAAAAUCGUUUAAAUUGUGCUGUAUAACUAUGAAGAAGUGCGAUAGUAAUGAACGAUAAUUCUAUCAGUCCGACAGUCCCAGACUCAAUUAUCUAUUUUAUAUCGAUCCUCGAGCACUUUUCCCUUAAAUUUUAAUAUUAUUCUUCGAUGAAACUGAUGAGUUUGUUUGUCCAUUUACAUUAAUUAUGAUUAAUCGUGCCAACUAUAUUUAUUAUGUUUUUCAUGAUUGUAAUUAAACUUAAUGACUUUUGUAGAAUGCGACGCUUGUUAAAAAGGAUGCUGACGUUACGUUCUCUUCUCGAAGAGAAAGUUACGGAAUUAUGUUUUCCACGCGUAUCUUCAUAUAAUUGCGAGAAGCAGUCAGUAUUUAUGGAUUAUUACGAGGCGAAUGUUGCAAACCGGUAUUUCUGUUACACAUUCAGCUUCGUUCAUUGAUUACCUCUUGCUUUGACAGUUGUCGCGUUGUGUCGACUAUCGUUUUACAUUUCUUUGCCUUGGCUGUGGCAUUCCGUGAAUACUUGAAUUUUUAUUUGUUAGUUCCUGCGCGGAGGGAACGGUUUAGGUUAGGUUUGCGUGGAUCUCUCCGCGAUCUGUUAGUAGAAUCUCAAUAACAGGAAAUCAGUGACGGAAAUAUCGUUGCGAUUUUUCUUGUUAUAAGAAUGAUUCUCCUUAUAAAAAUGAUAGCCUUUUCAUUCUUUUAACUCGAGAAGAACUCGGUACUAUAAUUGUGUUAUAAGUUGUAUUAUGAAGUUAUUCACGAAGCAAACAUCGAGAUGAAGAGAGAGAAAAAGAAUAAUUCCGAAUUUUCUCACAUCGCAAAUGGUUGAUGAAUAUAAUCUGAUUGUGGAGCCCAUUAAUGAUAAUUCUGCGAGUUCAUUUCAUACGUCGUCGUAACAAUAGAAAUGUCACUGUGCUAAUGCUAAUCAUAUUAUCACGGCUCGUCAGCACAUGAGCAAUGUAUUUUCAAGAGGGCGCGCGACAAUUGUGGAAAACUGUAACCUAAAGCUCGUUAACAAUACGAUUGACAUUCAUUGAAAAUUUAUAUCGAAACUUGUGAAUUCGAAAAUGUUGGAAAAAUUUGAAAAUCCAAGAGCCUAAAAAUUAAAAUUAAAUUCACAAGAUUUUUUAAUUAUAUGAUUUUCUACGAUUAAAUGUGUUCAAUUGCACAUAUUUUCUUGCGUAACCAGUUUUUCAUAAAGAUUUCAUUCUAUAUGUAUGCCUAUUUCAUUAUUAUCGUUCAAGAUCGUUACUUCAAAUUAAAACUGAUUUCUACUUCUUCAAGCGUGAUCCUCAGGUUUUAAUUGUGUUUAAACAAUUUUAGAACUGAAUACAUGCGUAUCCGAUAUUCUAAAAAUACGAUUCAGCUGUAAGACACUUUUUCCGCGAGACUUCUUUUUUUAUUUCGCAACUUUACCAUACCUCUUACAAUUUGUAUCUUGCAUAAAAUCAUGCAAGAAUAUUGGAAGCUUAAAAUUUUUUAAAUUAAUGAUAUUAUGUUUAUAUAAAGUUAAGUAACAAGUAUAUAAUUAUAUUGAAAGAAAUUGAAAUAUUACACUGAAAUAUAUGACACUCGGUAUGAUAACGAUAGUUAAAUUUGUUACUUGAUAGAAAUUACUUAAAUAAAAGAUAUUUAUAUUGUGCCAGUAACGGUUUUGUAGCGUUAGAUAAGAGUUACUCGCUGUGCCAAGUAAUUCUUUAAGUUGUACACGUAUAUUUUACAACAGUAAUGUUCUUUGUUAUUUUACAUAUGUUAUAUAUAGAUAUAAAAUAUCGUUCAUUUCCAAAUUUAAAUUGCACAUAAAUUACGUGUGAUCAUAUUUUUUAAUCAGAUGAUAUAAAUUAGAGGCAGUUCUCUUAAUAAAUUAGAAAUAUUGCCGUAUUUUAAAACUACAUUAUAUUUAUCGAUUUCAGACUAUCGCAUCUCUCAACUUAAGAACGUUAGUUAGGUCGCAAACCACUGUAUAAUGCAAUAAGUUUUAUCGAUUUAAUGACGGAGUCAGCUGUUUUUAGGUCAUUCACCAGCGAUUUUUAAAGCGAAUAUACGAGUAUAUAAAUCUUCCGAAAAAUUUUUGUUCAAGAUUUUGUACGUUUCGUACAAUUUAUAUACUCUUUUUCCUAUUGAAAAUUAUACAAUACUUUACGUUAUUGCAAGUCACUAAAUUAUCACUUCUAAUGUUCUAUUCGCUUUUAUCUUAACAGAUUACAUCAUCUCAUUUAUUCAAGGUUCCGUGUAAAUUGAAAUUUCUAUACGUUGUAUGUAAUUACUAUGUGUGGAAUUGUUGAAUUUAUAAUACUGAUUUCUGUAUGAUUUUAUGCUUGUAGGUGCUAUAUGAUUGUGUAAAAGCACGAAGGGAAGUUGAAUUGCAUUGGAGAGCAUCAAAUUGCAGACACAUAGUGCAAGUCAAAGAUGUAUAUGAAAACACAUAUAGUGGAAAUAAAUGUUUAAGCUGCACAAAUUAUGUAUGAAAUUUGUGUCGCUGUAAAGCACCUGCAUGAUAUGAAUAUUGCACAUAGGGACCUUAAGCCAGAGAAUCUCUUGUAUUCUAAACCUGAUAGUAUUGGGAUAUUAAAACUUACUGAUUUCGGUUUUGCGAAAGAAACUCAUAUGAAAGAUACAUUACAAACCCCAUGUUAUACACCAUAUUAUGUUGUGUAUGAAAAUGACAAAACAAAUAUUUUUGUGGGACGUAUAGCUCCUGAAGUUCUAGGACCAGAAAAAUAUGAUAAAAGCUGUGAUAUUUGGUCACUUGGAGUUAUAAUAUUAUGUGGUUUUCCACCUUUCUACAGUAAUCAUGGUUUAGCAAUUUCACCUGGAAUGAAAAAAAGAAUUCGAUUAGGUCAAUACGAUUUUCCAGACCCUGAAUGGUCUAAUGUAAGCACUGAGGCAAAGAAUCUUAUCAAGGGUAUGCUGUGUACAGAUCCAGCUCAAAGACUUCAAAUCGACGAAGUUAUGCGCAAUAAAUGGAUUGCUCAAUAUACGGAAGUACCUCCUACGCCUUUACAUACUGGCCGUGUACUCCGAGAAGGUGAGGAACUUUGGCCAGAAGUUCAAGAAGAAAUGACACGCUCUUUAGCUACAAUGCGUGUAGACUACGAUACAGCCAAUUUGAAACAAUUGGAUCACACAAAUAACGCGUUAUUAAACAAACGCAGACGAGCGAAACAAACGAAUGCCGUACCACCGACUGCUAAUCCUACACCAGCAUCCUAGGGAGACGCAAUAAGAGCCAGUCAACACUGGCGUAAUUUUUUACGAAGAUGUAUAAGGUAUGGUAUAAUUACUAUGAGAAUUGUUUUUUAACAGUUGCAUAUAGUAAAAUAUAAAAAAUUAUAGCAGAAUAGUUUUGAAAAAAAUUCUACACAUACUGAAAAAUAUGAACUUGCAUUCAACUAUAUUCUGCUACAAUUAAUAAUAGAAUGCAUGAAUUUAUACCGUGAUAUAUUUAUUCAAGACUAAGAAACAUUUUUAAAAUGAUAUAAUUGUCAAAUUUAAAUGACGAAAACGCAGUUGAUAUGAAAAAAUAUUGUAUCAUUUAUGGGAUGCAUUUUUCGCUUUUUAUAGUAAAAGCGAUAGUAACUUAAAAGAUUUAAUAAAGCAGAAAUACCAGAAUUAAAAGUAAAUUAACUUGAUACAAUUAAAUAAUGUAUAUUACAAUUUAUAUUUAUUGAUGAAAUGUUGAUAAAAAAACUUUUCGUCAUUCAUAACUACGUAUAUAACUACAUAGUAAAAUUCAUAUUGAAAAGAAAUAUAAAACAUAUUUUUCGAUUAAAAAAAAGAAUGUUGGACUUCAUAAUGAAGUUUCUAUUAACUAAUAUGAAUCAAUACAUCUAGCAGCUUCUCAUUGAUUUAUUUCAUUGAUUUACUGUCUGUAAUUUAAAUUAUAAAUCAUAGACUAUAAUGCUUAAUAAUUUUUAUGUGUAAGUAGUGGUAUUACUUUUAAAUUAUUAAACUACUGUUAUUUAUAGUAAGACAAAAAUAAUUUGCAUUAUUGCAUCAAUGUUUAAAUUUUUGACCAUGUACAGUUACAAAUUAUUUGAAUUAUGAAAAUAACAUUUAAUUAAAAAAUAAUGCAAAUGUAUGUUAUGUACUUUUAAGAUAUAUUUUGACUGAGGCUGAAUACGUGUAAGAAUUCUUAUAAUUGUUGCAAGGUGCUAACGUAUAUUGCUGUAAUUAUUUCUUAGACGUUAAAACAAUACCACAACUUCCUAAUUUUUUAAAUAAACAAAAUUUAUAAUAAGAAAUGGAAUUUAGGAACAAAGAUGUACACAUUGCAAUAUAAAUAAUGUAGUAAUUAUAUUUUUUUAGAUGUAUUAUAAAACAAAAAUUGAAAUUCAAAUUCAAAUUUAAAAAAUGCCUUAAAUAAUAUGAGGUCAAUUUUUAGUUUAGUGUUCAAUUAAUAUAGUUAAGUAUUUUAAUUAAAUACCGAUUUAGACAACAUGUAAAUCGAGAGGCAAUGAAAUCUCAUGAAUGUAUCAUUGUUUCUUCUGAAACGACGAAUAUAUUAUGAAUGUAAAUAUAUGAAGUAUUUUUCAUAAGAUAGAACUGAAGUCAUGAUUAUUCAUAUUACCAAUGGCUAUCCGUAAUAAGUAAGGUAGAAAAUAGAUUGAAAAUAGAUCUUGUGACUGAUAAAUAAUGAGAACAUUAGGGAUUGAUUGUUUCCACAAUUCUAAAUCACUAAAUUAAAAUUUUUUCCGAGACAACAAAGUAUAUAAUGCUAUGUCAUUCUAAAUUAAUUACUAUAUUUAGUGGCGUAUUUAUUAUUAUAUAAUAAACUAUUUUAGAAUUGUGAAAACAAAACUUCUUCCAAAUAAACAUCAUGUGAUGGUUCAAUUUCUAACUUAAUUGAAAAUAAUAAAAAACUAAAGAUUAACUACUGUAUAUGAAAAUUAAUUCAAAUAAAACCAAGAAUAUUUUCAGAUUAAAGUUAGCUUCAAAUAUUUUAUGAAAUUAUUGCAUUAUUGUGCUUGAUAAUACUGAAAUAGUACAAGUGUUUAUAGAUUUAAUAUAUUAAAUAUACGAAAUAUGUGUUUAACGUUAAUUUGAGCUGAACUAUAGUAUCGAAAUAUUUUUGUAAUGAAUUUAAGUAUGUUAAUUUGCAUUGCAUUUAUAAGACUUGAUAGUAAGUAAAAGUGUCUUUAAUUAAUGCAAAUAGUUGAUUAUGUUAAUUAUAAUUCUGUAAUUUAACUAUUAUACUAUUUUACUGAAAUAUAUUAUUUUAUUAAUAGAAUUAUUGUAAAAAUUCGACAAACAAUAGUUAUAAAAAAUAAAAAAG
Molecule: messenger RNA, 6369 nt
Organism: Heterotrigona itama
Lineage: Eukaryota; Metazoa; Arthropoda; Insecta; Hymenoptera; Apidae
Source: the annotation of a GenBank genome assembly